This is a messenger RNA of Strigops habroptila (Kakapo), 4089 nucleotides long. It is a transcript of the gene PDHB, whose product is annotated as pyruvate dehydrogenase E1 subunit beta. Gene Ontology annotation, molecular function: pyruvate dehydrogenase (acetyl-transferring) activity. The coding region runs from base 387 to 1514 and encodes 375 amino acids. The transcript is spliced from 9 exons. Lineage: Eukaryota; Metazoa; Chordata; Aves; Psittaciformes; Psittacidae. The record is from RefSeq and is a predicted model, not a curated record. Gene Ontology annotation, biological process: pyruvate decarboxylation to acetyl-CoA.
GAGGGGCGGGCGCCGCCGAGCGCCGCUCCCCUCAGGGCCUCCGGCCGGGUCCCCGCGCGGGGUGGGAGCGGCGCGGCCCGAGCAGCCGUGUCGGCGAAGGGCGAAGCCGUGGCCGCGGACGGGGCGCUCCGCCCCGGGCCAUGCGCCUCCCCCUCAGCGCGGGGCGGGCGCACGAUGGUCCCCGGCGGGCGCAGCCGCUGCCGCCGCUGCUACUACUACUACUACCGUUGAGGGGGAACCGGAAGUAGCGUUUAAAGACCGCGCCGCGUGUUCUCGCGAGAGCGCGGGGGGGGGGGGGGGUAGGCGGCUCGCCAAGGCGCGCGGGGCGGGGCCGCGGCGUCACCGGUAGCGCCGACGGUCGCUGGGAGCUAGAGGACACGGGCAAGAUGGCGGCGGCGACGGCAUUGCGGCAGCUGGCCCCGCUCGGAGCCCGCCUCACCCGCAUCCCGCCACACGGCCGCGCCGCCGGCCGCCUGCUGCAGCAGCAGCAGCGCAGGGGGCUGCGCCUCUCCGCGCCCGCCGCCAUACAGGUGACGGUGCGGGAUGCGCUGAACCAGGCGCUGGAUGAGGAGCUGGAGAGGGACGAGCGCGUCUUCCUGCUGGGCGAGGAGGUGGCUCAGUACGAUGGCGCCUAUAAGAUCUCGAGGGGCCUCUGGAAGAAGUACGGGGACAAGAGGGUGAUCGACACUCCGAUCUCAGAGAUGGGCUUCGCAGGAAUUGCUGUUGGUGCUGCUAUGGCGGGGUUGAGACCGGUGUGUGAAUUCAUGACGUUCAACUUCUCCAUGCAAGCAAUUGAUCAGGUCAUAAACUCGGCUGCCAAGACCUGUUACAUGUCUGCAGGAUUAAUCGGUGUUCCCAUCGUCUUCCGGGGCCCCAACGGCGCAGCAGCUGGAGUGGCCGCACAGCACUCCCAGUGCUUCGCUGCUUGGUAUGGGCACUGCCCGGGACUGAAAGUUGUUAGUCCUUGGAGCUCAGAAGAUGCCAAAGGUCUGCUGAAAGCAGCCAUCCGGGAUGAUAAUCCAGUUGUGAUGCUGGAAAAUGAGUUGCUGUAUGGUGUUCCUUUUGAACUGUCUGAGCAGGCACAGUCAAAGGACUUUGUUAUUCCAAUUGGAAAAGCUAAAAUAGAAAGGGAAGGAACUCAUAUUACAUUAGUGUCACACUCAAGACUUGUCGGACACUGUUUGGAAGCAGCUUCUGUACUUGCCAAAGAAGGUGUAGAGUGUGAGGUUAUAAACAUGCGUACCAUCCGACCAAUGGAUAUUGAAGCAGUGGAAGCCAGCAUUGUGAAGACAAACCAUCUAAUAACCGUAGAAGGAGGUUGGCCACAAUUUGGAGUAGGAGCUGAAAUCUGUGCCAGGAUCAUGGAAGGACCUGCCUUUAACUACCUGGAUGCUCCAGCUGUGCGUGUUACUGGUACAGAUGUUCCUAUGCCCUAUGCAAAAAUCUUAGAAGAUAGCAGCACACCUCAAGUGAAGGACAUAAUAUUUGCAGUGAAGAAAGUACUGAACAUCUAAGUUGUAAAUACAUGCUUUAAAGUCCUGCUUUACGAAGUGUUUAUGUUGUUGGGCAAGUUGUAUGCAUAACUUCUGUUGUAUAGUUAUAUGAACUUUUGUAUAGUGGGGAAUGUAUUGGUGACCUCCCAGGAUGUUUAUACAGGGUCACCCUCUAAGCCACAUGUCAUAUAAGCAACAAUGUGGUCAUGCUUGUUUGUUCAGCAGUACUCAGAGUGAGGAAGAAAUCCUCCAUUUCUGCUUGGCUUGUAAUUAAUUACCAGACCAGCUGCGUUAACUGGCUGUAGUGGUGGCUGAGGGAAGAACUGCAGUGAGCAAGGGGAGGCCCCAAGGCGAGCCCUGGAAUGCUGUGGCUCCCUAGGAGCCCAGGUCACAAGGCUUAUUAGGGGUGAAGGAUCAAACAGGAGUGAGUGAAGCUUCACUUGGUGGUUCAGCAGUUAAGUUCUGCUGCCUGCACACAGGGGCUUUGGCCCUGCACUCCGAGCACUCUGCUCAUGCAGGAAAGCUUCUGCGCAAGAGCUUUAUUUAAUAAAGAUCCUCUUCAGUAUGUGACAGGAAACACUACACAAUUCUUCUUUACUAGCAGGCACAUACAGUGAUAAAAAUGCUUUGCGUUUCUGUUGUGUUUAAAACUCAUCACAUGGGCUAACAACAGCAUGCUCAAACUGUAGUUCUUACAGUGCAAAAUAAGCUAUUUUACUCAGACUCGCUGAGCUCUGAAGCAGCAGUUGUGUAGAUGGUGUUUGGAGAGCUGGGGAAGUGGCAGAACCCUUUCAGCAGACGGCUGCGCACCGGCGUUCAGUCCAGGGAGGGCUCUGCUGGCCUUUGUUCAGCACCUUCUGGUACAGAGAGAGCUGCCUGUAUCAGCCUGGCUUGCUCCAAACCCUGGCUAGGGUGGCUUUCCAGUGAACUGUUGGAGAGGAGACAUACUUACCUCUGUAAGUAGCAGAACAGCUUGGAUCCUGUUUCCAUGAAGGGCCAGGAAUACCUUUCAGGGUAUUCCCUUUCGCAGAACUGCUGUUAGGUUCUUAGGAAGCCUGGCUUCAGGUGCAAUCCUGGGUGAACAUACCCACCACCACACUGCUGGAGGAAUUCCAUUAACAUUUUAAUAAAAAUGACUGGAUAUCACAGGUUACAUGAAACUUUGUACAGACAUUCUCUGCAUAGUAACAAACACGGAUGUACUUGAAUUUAAAAAAAUGGAUUAUCUAUAAUCCUUUAAAGUGCAAUUUGUUUAAGGUUUUAAAUCAAAAAAAGGUUCUUUCAAUAAAGUUUAAGCUGUAGAAUUAAUUUGGAAGUAACUUUGCAUUUAACUAAAUCAAGAACAAUAUCCCAGUGCCCUAUUAACUCCCCUUUCAACUCAUUUCCUCAUUUAAAAACACUUCUCCUUAGAGUUACAGGUAGGAUGGCCAUUUAAACAAGUUUAAUGAGACAGCGUUUUUACUCCACCAGCAACUAGGGUGGGAAUAAGAUUUAAUUCUCCAGUUCCCUCACCUGUGCAGUACGAUUUAAGGAUUGGGGGGGGUUGGAUUAUCUAAAAACAAAACUUGCUGAUUCAAGGCAGCAAGAAUUAAGAUGAGUUACAAAUGCAUGAAAAGAGCUGAAAAACUGAGCAGGCUAAAACUACAGACCUGUAAUUUGGAAAAAGGAGUGGAACAGAGCUAGGAAAAAAAAGCAUUAAUUCACCAUGAUCAUGGCAAUUCCUAUUUUCAGAUUUUUGUUCAGCUGUAUAGAAGUUGCUGUACCCCUGAAACUGUAGCUAGAGAGUAAUGUUCUUGAAACCAAGUGAAGAAUGGAGAGUACUUAUCGCAGCGUGGCAACGCAAUUCAGCCAGGGCAGGGCUGCUACUCAAGGAAAGCUGAAACAGAGUAAACGGAGCUACAGCGUGACAAUGUGCUGGUGGAUCAGUCACUGGUCAGGAGGGUCUUGUUCCAAGACAGCACAGGAGGGGGAGAGGGAAUUCAAUCCUGGUGUGCCCAGCGGCCUCAGCUGAUCCUGGGAGCGCUGUAGUCACAGGUCUGUGUUUUCUUCAGAGUUCCUUUCUGAAAGUUCUGAAUGGAGCUGAGUAAGGCUCCUCGGCUUGUGCUGACAUCAGGCUGUGGGCUUGGCUGCGUUGGCACCUCUGUACUCGGAGGAGGAGGAGCUGCUGGUGGCAGGGGUGGCGGUGGCGGUGCUGGGGGUAUCGAUGAUGCUCCUGUUGAGUUGAGGAGAGAAGAUGUAGUUUGAUUACGCCCUGGAGGUCCUGCUGCAGAGCACUGCGGCUGCUGAGCUGGACUUGGUCAGUCCUGCUCCAGUCACGUCAUCCCUUAAAUGCCAAUGGAGUGUGAAGAACAGAACAGAUGAAAAAUGUCAAAGUGAUCAAAUCCCUCUAUCUGCAGGUGGGUCGUGCCAUCUGAGACACCUCUGACAGGAAGCCUGAAGUGCCUCAGAACUGGGGGAUGCAAAACAUGACUCAAACACGAGAUCACUCAACAGGACUUCCCAGCUUCAGCUUGUCUUGCUUGCCCCCAGUGAAGCAGUUUGCUCUUUGGGUCAUGAACAGUAACAAAGACUGGAAGUAAAUCUCACUCUGUUCUUA